Aspergillus udagawae is the source of this 1332-nucleotide messenger RNA. RefSeq lists its product as uncharacterized. The record is from RefSeq and is a predicted model, not a curated record. The coding region runs from base 1 to 1332 and encodes 443 amino acids. The transcript has 2 exons. Lineage: Eukaryota; Fungi; Ascomycota; Eurotiomycetes; Eurotiales; Aspergillaceae.
AUGAGCGCUGAAGAAUUCCUCGCCGACGUUGAAGCCGGCGUGGUGCCGGUGGACUGCCACGAGCACGUGCUCCGGAUAGCAUUUAUCUAUAUGGACGAGGGACUGUGGCAAGACAACGGCGUCUUCGAUGUCGUCGAGAAGCUGCAUGCGCACGGGUGGUCAUUCGGCGAGGGCGAGUUGAGGUUUAACCGCACCCUGGACAUAUUCUACCUCGUCCAAAUCGGAGCGGGCAUCAACCGCUCUGAACAAAUGGAUGGCGACUUCCCCUCCCCUGAUGACUUCGAUACUUUCUACACAACACACCAUGCGCUCCUGAACCCCUCCGCCUGGCGCUCUUAUUACUCCGAGACGUUCCUAAAGCAGCGCACCACAGCGCGCUUCUACCGCCUACCUGACCUGCAAGACUUACCUGACACCGAUUUCCCGCUGGGGCAGCCGUGCAAGCGACCCCACCCCGGCGGUGGGGUACACGCCACGAAACUCGCCCGCUGGGCGUAUAUCGUGUCGCGCACGCGCCGCAGGCAGCCCUUGCUUCCGCUUGAGACUUUCACGGAGUUAGCGCUUAGCACGCUUAAGACGACUAUUACGCGCCUACGCGCGGUCUACCCUAGUGUUCCGCCCUACUCGGAGACACAGGCGCGCUUCUGGCUUGAGUAUAUGAAUCUCGGUCCCCCUGCGGCCAGGGCGGUUUCCCGGGAAUCGUGGGAGCCAAACACCUUUGGGAUACUUGCCGCGCAGGGAGCCUAUGAUGUAUACGCAUGGGAAGAGAAGUAUCCUGCGCAGGUGUGGGAGGCGAGCUGGGAAAGGAAGGGGGUGGUUGAGCCAGAUGUGGAGGAUGGCGUGUGGAAGAGUGAGGUGAUGUGGUGUGGGUGGCCGGAUGGUGGGAUAGGGGCCGUGGCAUGGUGGAGGGGGUGGGAGGGGGAGGUUGGGGGUGAGGAGGAGGUGGAGUUCUUGGCUGCUGUUGCGGUGGAGGAGACAGUAGGCGUAGAGCUAGGUGAGUUGGACUUUGCGGUGCGGUCGCAUGUGUUGCUUGGGGUAGUGCAGGCUGCGGUUAAGGAAGGGCAGGAGAGCGAAGAUUUUCUGAAGGAGCUAGAGAGGGGGAUGGUGCGGAGCGGGAGGAUCGGGGAGGGCAGGGCAAAAGUGUGGCUGAGGGAGGCUUUGGGGGUUGUCGAGCCGUAUGUGAGGAUAUGGGAGGGUGUGUGGCCUGAUGCAGAAGAGGAGAGGGGGAAGGUGCUACGGCGGAUCUUGGUGGAGUAUGGGCAGCUCUUUGCAAGGUGGAAGGUUUCGCCGCUUUUGAAGGAGUUUAGUUUUGAGCUGGGUCCGAGGGAGUAG